Molecule: messenger RNA, 554 nt
Organism: Choloepus didactylus (southern two-toed sloth)
Lineage: Eukaryota; Metazoa; Chordata; Mammalia; Pilosa; Megalonychidae
Gene: LACRT
Product: lacritin
Exons: 5
Coding region: 72-488 (138 amino acids)
Biological process (GO): positive regulation of cell population proliferation; positive regulation of secretion; calcium-mediated signaling
Cellular component (GO): extracellular region; secretory granule
Source: RefSeq, a predicted model, not a curated record
AGCAGUUUCAGCACCUUAUUCCCAGAGCCCUCUGAGGAUUCUGCAGUUGUACUCUCGCCUUAUCCCAAAGCAUGAAAUUCACAGCACUCCUCUUCCUGGCAGCCCUGGCCGGGACCCUGGUCUUUGCCCAAAAUGCCACUUCUGAUCCCACGGAGGCUGCACCUGCCCAGGACCCUGUGACCUCUGAACCUGAUGAGGAAUCUGCUUCAACCACCGCCCCAGAGACGACCCAAACAGCCCAGAAGACCUCACGGGUGGCUCCAAGGAACCCAAGGAAGCAGGCAACAAGACUCCUGAAAGCCUCCAUAGACAAAGGCCUCUCUCUAACAAGAAACAAUUUUGAAGAAGCAAGAAAAACCUUUGAAGGAGCAAGAAAAAGACUGCAUGAAAGAAUUAAAGACGGAGAACAUUUUAUUGAAGAUAGAGCCAAGAGUGCAGGAAGCCUGAGGGACCCACUCAAUUUUGGCAAUUUGCGGCUGAGGCGCUGAAAAGAAUGGGGUAGCUGCACGUAAAGCUUUAAACAUACUUGUAGCCUAGAGAUAUUAAACCUAAAG